Molecule: messenger RNA, 1216 nt
Organism: Pistacia vera
Lineage: Eukaryota; Viridiplantae; Streptophyta; Magnoliopsida; Sapindales; Anacardiaceae
Product: putative disease resistance RPP13-like protein 1
Exons: 2
Coding region: 360-1202 (280 amino acids)
Biological process (GO): defense response to other organism
Molecular function (GO): ADP binding
Source: RefSeq, a predicted model, not a curated record
CUCAAUUAUUUCUCUUAUUCUCUCAUCACGCUCUUACCAGCUCUCUCUCAAUCUCAAACUAUACUCUUGUUUUCUCAGUGUUAAGGUAAGCACAAUACUCUAGCGGCGCCUGCAGUCGACAAUCAUGUGAAGCUCCACUAAGUCCAAGGUGUUACUGUUCUACCGGAAAUUCAUGGAUCCGGAACUCAGUGCGGUUCUCACUAGGUUAGUGAACACACUGCAAGAGCCAUCCCCAGAGUUGAAGCAACUUGCAGCAGUUGCAGGGCAAAAGGGCCUAUUUUUAAAGAUAAAUCAGUGGACUACAGUGUUGCAGAUUUUUAGGAAAGUUAUCGAGAAAGACUGGCUACUAUGGAACGUGGAUGCGAAAAGGUGGCUGGAUGACGUCAAACAGUUGGUUUGAUGAUGUGGAGGAGAUACUGGUUGAGAUUUCCAAACAAGCUUCACGCUUCAAACCGAUGGCUCAAAGUCAGACUACCACGGGCAAGAGAAGUUCAUUAAAGGGCCUCAUCCCUGCUUGUUUUACAGGUUCGAACACAGGUGCUGUUACGUUGUUUGAUGAUAAUCUAAGUUCCAGAAUAAUUGAUAUAACUAGCCGAUUGGAAAAACUUAAUGCUGAGAGAUAUAUACUUGGACUGAGAGUGAUUGGUAGACGUGAAUUGCAGGGUCGGUUUUCACAGAUCAAAACUAUUUAUGGGCGAGAUGAAGAUAAAAAUAAAAUACUAGAAAUGGUGUUAAGGGAUGAAGUGAGUGAUCAUGCCAACUUUAGAGUAAUACUCAUCAUUGGCACAGCAGGAGUUGGAAAAACAACACUCACUCGACUUGUGUAUGACGAUAAGGCAGUGGAAGACUUCAAACCAAGAGCCUGGGUUUCCCUCUACAAAGAUUCCAAUGUUUUCAAAAUCUCCAAGGCCAUUCUAGAGUCAGUCACUUCUAAAUCCUGCAAUCUAAAGGAUUUAGAUGAAGUGCUGCUUCAACUGAAAGAAGUAAUUUUUGGGAGGAAAUUCUUGUUUGUCUUAGAUGAUGUUUCGACAGAGAAUUAUGGUUUGUGGGGAACUCUAAAGUCUUCCUUUAUGGCUGGAGCACCGGGAAGCAAGAUAAUAGUGACAACCGGCGAAGUAGAUAUUGAGUUUCCAGUCAAUCUCAGUAUUCAACCUUAUACAUUAGAGGUAUUAUCAGAUGAAGCUUGCUGGUCCGUCUUUUAAAUGCAUGCAUUUGA